This is a messenger RNA of Strongylus vulgaris, 989 nucleotides long. NCBI's taxonomy places the organism in Eukaryota, Metazoa, Nematoda, Chromadorea, Rhabditida, Strongylidae. The record is from the annotation of a GenBank genome assembly.
AUGAACUUUUUAGUGCAAGCAUUAACAUAUCCUUCUGACGAAAAUGAGAAAGUCGAAGUUUGGACGUGGAUUCUUAGCUUCGUCUCAUGGUGUGCAUACACCGUUGGAUUGACAUGUGCUUCUGCUACUUUUACCCAUUAUGUAUCGCAACAAGCAAUUGGUAGGUUCAGUUGGUUGCACGAAUGCUCUUCACCCAAAGAGAAAAAGAGUGACUUUGCGCAAAGGAAAAAAACCCUCAUCCUAAUUCGAAACAAUUUACGCUCUACCUAUUUUCUGGCUGGUUUUUUUUUUGGAAAUUGUGCUUGGGUUAUCUACAAUUCAUUAGGCUCUGGUAUACCUGAGAUGAAAACGAUCAUUCGUGGAGUGAGACUGAAGGACUAUCUUACUUUUCCAACACUGGUGUCGAAAGUUGGUGGUCUUGCUAUGGCGUUGGGCAGUGGAAUUCCCAUUGGUAAAAUGGUAAGCUUGCGAGCAUUUGAAUUCUUUCUAUUUGCUUUUACCCUUCACCAUCAGGGUCCAUUUGUACAUCUCGCGUCGGUGGUCUCCAAUCAGUUGGCGAUACUCGCUUCGAAGUUUGAUUCUGCAUUUGCUAGCGAAACAAGGCGAACUGAGUGUUUAGUGGCUGGAUGUGCUGUCGGAGUUGCCUGUACAUUUAGCGCUCCAGUCGGAGUUACGGUAAAUGCGUUUUUUCAAACGAGUUUCUCACCGGAUGCCUUUGUUGUUGACGAAAUUCCAUUAUUUGUUCUACUUGGAAUUGUAUGUGGUGUAUUAGGUGCUUUGUAUAUAACUCUUUAUCGAAGUGUAGUUAUGUUUCUACGAAACAACAAGUACGCCAAAAGGAUGUUUCAACAAAACUGGAUUGUUUAUCCCGUUUGCGUCUCAUUUGCGUACAGUGUCGUAUCUUUCCCUCUUGGUUUGGGAAUGUUCUCUACGGGAAGAGUACGCCUUAGUAUUUCUAAUAAUACAAACUAUAUGAUCCACGCUUGAAU